CCGAGAUGGCUCGACACCACGCUCACUCGUGUCGCGCACGUUCACCUGUUUGUAAUACACGACGCGGCCAACGAAAAUGACUCGCUCUCGUGUGCGUUUGAGCCGCCCGAUUUUCACGCCGGCUUCUGUCGCGGUUCUACUCGUGUUCCACCUGACGGCUUCUUACAUCGCCACCGCUCAAUCCGGAACAUCCGAAUACUAUGGUAAGUAUUUGGGCCCUUUGAAGUCUUACCUCCACAAGUUGGGCGGAGACGUGUACGCCGUAGACGCCAGGACAUUGCACGUCAGGAAUUUCAUGUACGACGGCAAAGGACCGGCCGCCUAUUUUUAUGGGUCCAACGGGAAAACGCCUGAUGUCAACGGGUUCAAGAUUCGCGAUGAAAGAGCGUCUACAAAUCCCUUAAAAGAAUAUAGAGGCGAACACUUGACGAUCACUCUGCCCGACGGUAUGACUCUACACGAUAUCAAGUGGUUUUACGUUUGGUGCGAAGACUUUGCCUUGAAUUUUGGAGACGUGAAAAUUCCUUACAACUUGGACUACCCGAAACCGCAGAAGAUCGAUGCUUUGUCCGGAAUCCACGGCGUUUCGUCAGACAACAUAGUAGUGGUCGAUGCCCAGACUUUGUUGAUUCCAGGAUUUUCCUACGAUGGCGAAGCUCCCGAUGCAAAAUUUUGGGUUGGCGCCGGUGAUAAACCGACUCCCCAGGGAUUGAGAGUAUCAGACGAGAACGGUAAAGAAGUACCGUUGCGCCGGUACAAUCGCAAGACAAUCGUGCUGACAUUACCUGGCGACUUGACCAUGUUUGACAUCGGCCAUUUUGGCGUGUGGUGCGAGGCGUUUACCGUAGACUUUGGUCAUGUGAUCAUACCGUCCAAUCUCAAUGUGCCUCCGUCGUUGAAAAUGCUCGGCGUCCUCCCGCAGUCAAAACUCAAUUGUGAAGUACUUCACGAACCUUUGGGAUACGAGGUCAGAUGGGCAAUCGCCGGCGACAGCAUAGUAGUCCAGUUAGUGGCCAAACUAGAAGCCAACCAGUACAUGUCGUUCGGUCUGUCAGGGUCAUCUCUGUCCAAUCGUAUGGUUGGCGGUGACGUAGUCGUGGCCGGCGUGGACCAAGAUACCACCAGCGGAUUUGCACAAGAUUACUAUUUAUUAGACAAAUCACAGUGUGUAGUACAACAGGACAGCGGACAAGUCAGUGGAAGUUGUCCAGAUUCUAAUAUUCAGGGUCCGGCCGGCGAAAGUGUCCGACUGUUGAAUGCGGCCAUAGUCAACGGAUAUUCCAUAGUGACCUAUCAGCGGCCAUUGAAGUCGAAAGAUAAUCUCGACCUGUCCAUAUCGAUCAACAACAGUCAGCCGGUGAUUUGGGCAAUAGGGCCACUCAACGACAAACACGAAGUGUCUUAUCAUCCGGAAUACUCGAAAGAAACAACUAAAAUCAACUUUGGCCGCUUACCGCAAUGGAACUGUCCCAUACCGGACACUGACGCCAAAUCCGUAGCAGUAGCCACGGUAGAUGUGACUUCGGAAAGCGUACCGGAAUCUACAAAAGGCCAGACUGCAAUUAAAGAGGUAACGCCGACUAAGAAAAUUCGACCCCGACCGGUCCCUAAUCCGGCACCCGUUCAUAAUUCUUUAGUACCCUGGGAGAUACCGCCUAUCCAGUGUUAUGAGCCGGAAGAUGGGGUUUUCUACGCACAAAUGGGUCCCACAGGAGGAAAACACGGUUAUCCCGCCAUUACAGGCCACGUCGGCUGGGGAAUUUCUUGGUACAUAAACGGUUUGCUGAUACCUGAGAUAAACGUUGUCAGAGGACAAACAUACACGUUCGUCGUUGAAGGAGGAUUGGAUCCGGAAAUACCUGCGAAAUACCACCCAUUUUACAUUACUGACGAUCCCGUCGGUGGUUACGGAUAUAAAACGCCAGAAGAGAGAGCGAACAUUCGAAUAUUUGCCGGAGUGAGUGUAAGUAAAACUGGAGAAAUAGUACCUACAGGAAUCGGUCGUCUGUGCAACUGGACUCCUGAUCCACAACAACCUUCUGCGGAUGAAUUUGUUUCGUUCGGAGCUUACCAAAGAACAUUGAGUUUAUCGUGUGACCAAGGAGAUCCCGGAAUAGUACAAUGGACUCCCGACGCCAACACUCCGGAUACUGUUUACUAUCACUGUUUCACUCAUCGUCACUUGGGUUGGAAGAUUAACGUUUUGGACUCUUGCGACAAAGAACAACCGGGAUCCGAAUCAGCCACUUAUAGUCAGGAAGACCUACAGUCCAGAGGCAGCAUUCAGUACACGACCCGAGUGAAACCGGACAACAACAACUUAGAACCACUCAAAAGUUCAGAGCCCAGCGAUGACCACCUAACGCUUAUUCCCUCCGUGUUGGAAAACAAUUUGAAAAACGAUUUCGCCAAAACACAGCACAUCAAACCCUUGUACGCCGUUUCCACGCAAAACAUCACCCUCUACACUUACCCUACCUCCAAUCAGACUUACGGCAACGUACCGUUUUACAUGCCACAGUCGCAUUACGGAAGUCCGCAACCAAUAAGAACGAGCACGCACAAGUACGUUUUACAUAACAAUAACGUUAACAACAAUAAUAACAACUUAAACUACAGACCCGUACGGCAGCCAGUGCCUGUACCUUUGCCGAAUUUCGCACCCCAGCAAGUGACGCCAAACUUUUACACUCAACCUGUACCCGCAGCGUCAAACUAUCAUGCACAGUCAGCAACUAACGUACCAACCGUGUUAGAUCACCGACGGCCCACCCUGGACUAUCAACCGCAAUCACAGCAAAACAUGUACGUCUACCAGCAGCAACCACAGUCUCAAGUUCCCGUCAUGCACGGAUACAGGAUACCCGGUAAGAGGGUACCUAAACCAGUGGGUCCGGUCCGGUCGGUGGUAUACAAAAAGCCGGUACAUAAAUUGCCCACAGCUACCGUACACCCUUAUAACCCUGUACCACCAGCGCCGGGCCCUCUACCCGCUGGCUCUAUUCCACAGAAGGUCCGCCAUCAACCGCCCCCACAACAACAACAGCCAUCAUACUCAGCUCAACCCAGCACUUCCGUGUCAAAAACAGUUUCCGUUUCGUAUUCGACUUCCAAAAAUCCUAACAAACAGAACCACCAACACCAUGCACCACAAUAUGUCCAACGCCAGCACCCGUACCCUCAACACCAGCAGCCGCACCAUCAAAAAUCGCACCUGCUUAUGAGAAACGCACAGGAAUUCAACGGAGAAAACGUGGCGGUCGGCAGUGGGUCCGAAAAAUUCCGAAGCGGUUUCAAUCCAAACACUGUGGUGGUCGAAGGAGGUUUUAAACCGAUAUUUCCAGAUAAUUUUUCGCCGGUGGACAGGAUAAGCGAAGAUAGCGAAUCCGAAAGUCCAGACGAACAAGAAACGACGCUGAGUGAUGCGCAAGAAGAAGUGACGGAGACUAAAAGAGAAAAGAAAAAAAUGAGCAAAAAGUUAAUAUCGAGAAAACCUACCAAAGAGAUACAUCAUGAAAGUAUUGAACAAAUUACCACCGCUGAACCGUUUACCGCCGUUGUUGAAUUCGGAGGACGACCUAAAACUGAUUUUCCAAAAGCCCAACAGGCAGACCAUCUCGAUACUGUUUAGCGUAUUAUAGAUUAUAGAUCCCUAGUUUUACAGUAUAAUUAUUUAUAUUUAUAUAAUUUUGCCAUCGUAUGUUGUUGAAACAGUCGAAAAUGUUUUAGUAAGAAAAAAUGAUUAGGUAUCGCCAACGUGUGCAAGAUAAGUUUUUGUUGCCUAAAGUUAUGUUUAUACUAUUAUUAUUUUGGUUGUAAUUAAAUAAAUUAACAAUAUGCUAUUUUUUUA
This is a messenger RNA of Adelges cooleyi (spruce gall adelgid), 3850 nucleotides long. RefSeq names its product protein Skeletor, isoforms B/C-like. The coding region runs from base 77 to 3631 and encodes 1184 amino acids. The transcript is spliced from 14 exons. Lineage: Eukaryota; Metazoa; Arthropoda; Insecta; Hemiptera; Adelgidae. The record is from RefSeq and is a predicted model, not a curated record.